This is a messenger RNA of Monomorium pharaonis (pharaoh ant), 1376 nucleotides long. RefSeq names its product 28S ribosomal protein S29, mitochondrial (gene mRpS29). NCBI's taxonomy places the organism in Eukaryota, Metazoa, Arthropoda, Insecta, Hymenoptera, Formicidae. The record is from RefSeq and is a predicted model, not a curated record. Gene Ontology annotation, cellular component: mitochondrial ribosome; mitochondrial small ribosomal subunit. Gene Ontology annotation, biological process: apoptotic process. Gene Ontology annotation, molecular function: structural constituent of ribosome. The transcript has 6 exons. Bases 164 to 1324 code for a protein of 386 amino acids.
UCUAUCUUAUCUCACCAGAGAAUAAUAACUCCAAGACGUAAAGGUUAUGUCAAGUUUGCAUACACGACAGCGCACGACAGAUGCGUUCGAAUUACACACGAAAUUCAGGAUAAUUGCAAUUAAACGUGCUUCGUUUUGAAAGAAGGGGAAAAAAGGCAGUACAAUGUCUUUACGUUUAUAUUCAUUUCUGAGGGGAAUACAGAAAACAUAUAGCAGACAAUUUGGCACGGCUGUCAAAGUAAAAGAUGAGCAAGCCGUUCAAGUAUGCUCAUUUCGUACAACAGAGAGCAAUCCAGUAAAUCACAAUGCAGAUCAUAUUGCCAGAAUGUAUUUGGUGCCGAUGGAUAUUCAGCAACAGCUCUUUCAGUAUGGUGGCUUGCCUCGCUUAUUUUUAAAGCAAGUCACCACUUUUCAAGAAUGUGCGAUAUUAAUCAGGCAACCUGCGAUCGAAAUUAUGUCUUACCUUGGUCAAACCGACCAUACAAAACCUGUCAAUAAAUAUGUAUUAUAUGGAAAACGUGGAACAGGAAAAAGUAUUAUAUUAAGUCAUAUAUUGCAUUAUUCUCUCAUACAGAAAUAUGUACUUGUUCACAUAUAUUGGGCUGCACGUUGGUUUAUUUACAUGAAGGAGGUCGCGACUUCUGUACUAUCCCCUGGUUGUAUAGAUUUACCAAUCGACGCUGGGAUGUGGUUGAAACAGUUCAAAACUCAAAAUUUGAUGUUACUUUCACAAUUAGAUCUCAAAGUAAGUAAAGAUUAUACGUGGAAUCAACGUGAAAUGACCUCGCAAGGUACUCCUAUUUUAGAAUUAAUCGAUUUCGGCAUAAAUCGUAUGAAGUACGCUUGUGGUGUGGUGGACGCGUUGAUACAGGAAUUAAAGCUCGCUAGUACAGCAGGGAAGUGCAAGACAAUGGUCAUAAUAGAUGGAUGGAACGCGUUCACUUCGAAUCACACGGACAUCCUCGACGACAAUAAGGUGAUGGUUCUGCCCAAGCAAGUUACACUGGCAAGACCAUUUUUCGAUUUAACGAAAGACGAUUGGUGUAAUGGUGCAAUUGUACUAACAGUAGAUGAAAGGGCAAAUAAGGAACGACGAGAAUCCCAUCUUCCCAGAUAUUUACUGGGCAAAGAAGGCUUUGAACAUUUGGAUCCCUUCAUACCCAUUUUAGUCGAAAAUUACAAUAUCACAGAAUUCGACUGCAUGAUAGAAUAUUAUAAGGAUCGUAAAUGGAUUAGAAACAUAACACCUAAUGGUCAAAAAGAAUUAGAAUUAAUUACAAACAAACAUCCAUUGACUUUAAUGGAACAUUGUAAAUUCUUGUAAUUGGACAUCGAGAUAUUUAUAAUAAAAUUUCUGAAGCUCUUAGCACAUCUUA